UUGAGGGAAAGCCGUCGUUGUCUUCCAUGAGAGUUUCUUAGUCCUUAGAAUUCCCGGCGUGUGUUUGAAUUGAGAGAAAGCAAGCUCGCGUAAGAUUCUCUCUGCCUCGACGACGAUUCUUCUUCUCUAUCGCUCCCCCAAAGAAAGUUUCUUUGCUCUUAAGAAUUGUUGAAAUGCCUUCAACUGACUCGCCUCCGUGGCGUGAGAAGGCGACCGGGUUCUUUUCUUCUUCUGGGAUCAAGCUUAAGCAAGCUGGGAAUUCCGCUGGGACAUUUGUGGGGGAGGUUGCAAAGGAUGCAAGCGGGAAUGUUGCUGAUGUGGCAGGACGGGUAGGGUCUCUGGUGAAAAGCCGAUGGUCUCUUAUUCGAGAGGCCGGAAGGAGCCCUGCAUUUCGAGACAACAUGCAAGAACGUAUUAUCUCUGCUGCUGCUUCAACUGGCACACUGCUGAAGAAGGGCCUUUCGGAGACAAAGGACAAGGUUACUGUAGGAAAGAUGAAAGUUGAAGAGGCAGCAAAGAUGACUGCACAUAAAAGCAAGAAUAUUUUGACCAAUAUUGAGCGCUGGCAGAAGGGGGUAGCAAGCAGUGAUGUUUUUGGAGUGCCAAUUGAGAUAACAGUACAGCGACAACAAUCUAGCAGACCCAUUCCUCAGAUAUUGGUCAGAUGUGCAGAUUUUCUCAUAUUAUCAGGAUUAAAUUCUGAGUAUUUAUUCAAAUCUGAAGGAGAUAAGAAAGCUAUUCAGCAGUUGAUUUCACUGUACAAUGAAGAUUGGAAUGCUCCACUGCCAGAAGGCAUAAACCCAAUUAAUGUGGCAGCUCUAGUGAAGUGUUAUCUGGCAAGCCUUCCUGAGCCACUUACCACAUACGAGCAUUAUCAUGCAAUCAGAGAUGCUCGGUGCAGCAUACGUGACAUGAGAAACAUGUUGAAAAGGCUUCCGAAUGUAAGUUACAUGACUCUGGAGUUCGUCACUGCACUGCUGCUCCGUGUGAGCCAGAAGUCAUCUCUUAAUAAGAUGGACGCUCAUAGCCUCGCUGUGGAACUGGCACCUGUCAUUAUGUGGCAGAAAGGGGUUCAAAGGUUAGAUUUUUCUAGUCAGCUUUGGCAGUCCUCUGUCAAUCAUGCAUCAAAAGGUCCUGCCAAUACCAUGGAUCCAACCUCCUACAGUGCUUGGGACAGCCUAUCAGAUGAAGACGAUGGUAUCAAUGCAUCCUCUCCCAUUCCCUUGGAUGACGGCUUGCCCACCGAUUUUGGCGCCAUCGAGGUCGUUCAGUGCCUCGUCCAGCAUCACAACGCCAUUUUCACAGACGCAAAUGAAACGAUAUGGAGAUGAUUUCUGAUAGGAAGUUGGCUGUAUCUUCUUGGGUUGGAGUUUGUUGAGACAAACAGACGGAUGGACAGAUAGGUUCUCUAAUUCUGGGGUUCUACAUUUUUAGCUGUAAUCAAGGAUUAAAGUAUUACCCGAACCAGACAUAUUACCCAAGAUGUACCGGUAGCAUCCAUGAAUGAUACGGCUGUAUCAGCCUGUAUCUGCCCGAAACAGCCCGAUACAGAGCAAUACUGGGCCGAAUUGGUGGUGAACGAUAUGAUACCUGGUACACUGGUUUUAAACCUUCGCUGCAGUGCCAAAUUUAGCAGAAGAUUGCCUUAGGGCGAAAAGUGGCAAAUUCCAACAGAUAUUUGGAGUUGUUGGAUUUCGGUUUGUAAAGUGUGGAUUUGACCUUAACUACACUGAGGUCAAAGUUUGGCUGUUACCAUGUGGCAAUUUCAUUUCUUUUCUUUUUCCUAUUUCCUUUUUUAUUUUUCUGCACAUAAGGUAGGAUAUGCAAAACAAUUGUUCUAGUUGGGAGCUAUUUCUGCUUCUCCUUUCACUGGUUUGUUUUUGCUCUCCUAAACAUGACCUUAAAACAUUAUGUUUUGAUGCUUAUCUUCCUCUUAUAAUUUGACAUAUACUCCAAUUUCUUGGA
Molecule: messenger RNA, 1965 nt
Organism: Magnolia sinica
Lineage: Eukaryota; Viridiplantae; Streptophyta; Magnoliopsida; Magnoliales; Magnoliaceae
Exons: 10
Coding region: 174-1331 (385 amino acids)
Biological process (GO): signal transduction
Source: RefSeq, a predicted model, not a curated record